Molecule: messenger RNA, 351 nt
Organism: Penicillium soppii
Lineage: Eukaryota; Fungi; Ascomycota; Eurotiomycetes; Eurotiales; Aspergillaceae
Product: hydrophobin family protein
Exons: 3
Coding region: 1-351 (116 amino acids)
Cellular component (GO): fungal-type cell wall
Molecular function (GO): structural constituent of cell wall
Source: RefSeq, a predicted model, not a curated record
AUGAAGUUCACUUUCUCUGCUAUCAUCGCUCUGGCCGCGACCGCCACUGCCAUGUCUCUUUCUGAGUCUACCGCCCUCGGUGGUGCCAAGGCCCAGUGUGAGACCGGCAGCAUCGCUUGCUGUGACUCCAAGGAGACCAUCUCCGGCGACGGUAUUCUAGGCAAUCUGCUUGCCAAGGGCGCCUUGAAUGGCCUGCUCGGCAACGACGAUGCCGCCUGUGCCAAGGCCAGCGCUAUCGACGACUUGAACGUCCUUGCUCUCACCCAGGACACCAAGGAGGGUCCCACUUGCAAGAACAUCAUCGCUUGCUGUCCCGAGGGCACUGGCAAGUGUACCGCCAUUGACAACUGA